This is a messenger RNA of Bombus pascuorum, 1554 nucleotides long. Its product is annotated as protein AAR2 homolog. The coding region runs from base 144 to 1286 and encodes 380 amino acids. The transcript has 6 exons. The record is from RefSeq and is a predicted model, not a curated record. Gene Ontology annotation, biological process: spliceosomal tri-snRNP complex assembly. Lineage: Eukaryota; Metazoa; Arthropoda; Insecta; Hymenoptera; Apidae.
GGGGCAACGAUGGUCCUUAGCAAGGGAAUAAUCUAUGUUGUACAUUGUUCAUGCGUGAUGGAAAAUGGAAUGACAGACUGACCGCUUGUAUAUACUAAACGCUUACAAGAAUAUUUUAGAUUUUACAGUUUUAUUAAUUAAUCAUGGGAAGCAAAGGAAUAGAAAUGGAUCAAAUUCUAGCCCAGAGACUUCUCGUUGAAGGUGCUACAUUAGUUAUGUUGGAUGUACCUGUUGGCACAGAAUUUGGUAUUGAUUUAAAAUCCUGGAAUACAGUAGAUUGUUUUAAAGGGAUUAAAAUGAUCCCACCAGGAUUUCAUUAUGUCCAUUAUAGCGCUGUAGAUGAAUUUGGAGAAGCAACACCUAAAGUUGGCUUUUUUCAUAUAUUUAAAAAAUCUGAAUUUCUAGUGAAACGUUGGGACGCAAAAGAAGAAGAUUUAAGUUCAGAAACUAUAGAAGAAGAAACGGUUGAAAGGUACAAGAGCAAUUUGAAAGAUUUAGAUAGAUUUCUAGGAUGUUACCCUUAUGAUAUAUGGAAACAAUGGAAGGAAUUAACAAAUCAUAUUACCCCUCCUCUUGUUGAACGUUGUUCACCUAUAUGUGGCUUUGUAAGGUCAGCAUUAGAAUUAGAAUAUUGCACUGAUGCUGCAAGACCAAGAGGUGGAGAAUCAAGUUCGAAAAGAAGAAGGAGGAGUGGAAUUACCAUAGAAGAGAAGGAAGAUGAGCUUCUUCCUGAUAUGAAACCUAAGCCUGGAACAGAACUUCGACUUUCAAAAAUACCUUGUAAGCAAUAUCCAGAUGGAGCAUCACCAACAGAGAUUACAAAGUAUUCUUUGGAUACGAGUUAUGCAUUGGAUACUGUUCUUAAGAAAUUGACACUUCCCAUAGAGAUAAUUGGUGAAAUGGAGUUGGCAUUUGUCUGUUUUCUUGUUGGACAAAGUUUUGAUGCCUUCGAACAUUGGAAGAAACUUGUAUCUCUUAUUUGUGGAGCUGAUUGUGCGAUAUCACAACGUCGCGCAAUUUACAUUGAAUUUAUGAAAGCAUUAGAAGUUCAAUUGAUGCACGUACCCGAAGACAUACUUUGCGACAUUGUAGCCAAUAAUAAUUUUGUUUAUCAUAAUUUACGCAAAUUGUUCGCAAAUAUUGAAAUGAAUUCUGAAUUAGAUGGACGUUUAAAAUCUUAUACAACGAGAUUUAGCGGACGAUUGUCUAUAAAAUUCUUGUGGGAUUUUUCUAAUUUGCAGGAAGAAACUGAAGAUGAAGCGCCGGUCGUUGUUUCGAUAGAGUAGGCUUGUAUAUUUGUAAUUCGUGGAAACAUACAGUUGUAAAAUAUAUAAUAUAAAACGUAUAUUCUUACUUCUUGUACAUAUAGGUAAUGUUUAUAUAUAUAAAUAAGGAUUGAUAAAUACAAAUUUUCCUACAUUUUAAAAUAACAACCAAUUUUAUUGCGAAGUUAUGUACAUCUUACAGAGUAUUAUGUUAAAAUAUAUCAAUUCGCCUCAGGUAUAUUAAGGAAAUAAUGAAUACUUCUUCAAGUAUUUAAUGCACAUUCAGCCU